Dothidotthia symphoricarpi CBS 119687 is the source of this 1189-nucleotide messenger RNA. RefSeq lists its product as uncharacterized. Lineage: Eukaryota; Fungi; Ascomycota; Dothideomycetes; Pleosporales; Dothidotthiaceae. Gene Ontology annotation, molecular function: oxidoreductase activity, acting on a sulfur group of donors, disulfide as acceptor. The coding region runs from base 501 to 1049 and encodes 182 amino acids. The transcript is spliced from 3 exons. The record is from RefSeq and is a predicted model, not a curated record.
GGGAAAGUCACCACUCGUGACGCAAACGCGACAACGACGACACGCACAUGCAAAGCUAACCAACGGACGCUUCUUAGCGCAAGUAACGUCAACGGCGUACAUGUUCGUGCCAUAGCUAGCUACUCUUUAUCUGCGCGUUCGACUUUGUCGUGAGAUAGAUUCAGCUUGUGGCGCUCAGCCGCCUUACGCCGAUCGAGAUAGAUAGCUCUGGCCUCUUUCUCACCUGCACCUACCUCAACCGAAAUUUCAUACUACAUAAGCAGCCAGGCCCCCCGCCGCCCAUCAUGGAAAAGAACGAGCCCCUUCUCCCCCAGACAAAGUCGCAGGAAGAUGUGAAUGCGGACGCGACCAUGGCUCUCCUACCGAGCCCCAGGCGCUCGCCUAGAUUUCACGUCGCAGCCUUCAUGAUCUUGGCGGGCUUCUUCUGGCUGGCGAGGACAUGGAACUGCGAGCAUCAGCAUGCGGAGGCGCAUACAAAAGUACCGCUGGAAGUGCAUAUCAUGUCGAAAUGCCCCGACGCGCGCGACUGCCUCAACAAGCUCGUCGUCCCGGCCAUGUCAGACGUGUCCGACAAGGUCGACUUCAGACUGUCUUUCAUCGGCCAACUGACCAACGAAGACGACGGCGUGCAAUGCAUGCACGGCCAGACUGAAUGCCUCGGCAACAUCCUCAUGCUCUGCGCAGCCUCCUCGUACCCCGACCCCAAACUCCACCUCGGCUUCUCCAACUGCCUGAUUAGCGAUUACGAGCAGAUUCCCCGCAAGGAGCUCGUCCAGGACUGCGCGCUGGAACACGGCCUCGACUUCGACGUGUUGAACGAGUGCAUGAGCAAGGACACAGGCGCGUAUGGCAUGCACCUGCUGCGGGAGAGCGUGCAGCACAGCGCAGAUGUAGACGUGAAGACGAGCUGUACCGUGAGGCUGAACGACAAGGUCCGCUGUGUGUAUGAUGGCGGGGAGUGGAAGGACUGCGACGAUGGGUCGAAGCCUGAGGAUCUAGUUAAGGAUAUCGAGCGCUUGUACGAUGAAGCGCAGGGCUGGACGUAUUGAGUUUUCUGCUCGAAUAAUUUUCUUGCCAAUGAAUAACAAGAUGGCGCAAUCUGGGAGCUGCCUUGACGCAUGUCUCGCCUAUUCAUGGACGUGAUGAUAUACUCAGCACUCCAGGUGCCUGUGAGCAUCGAACAUCGGAA